AUGGCGAUCCGCGUGCGCGCGCAUUUUGUACGGGACGGCUGGCGAAGAUGGCAGCCGGGUCGCCAGAUCUGCGAUGAGGUUGAAAAAAAGCAGCGCACAAGCCAAAGUGAUGAUGCUCGAGUUGGCGAGGCCACAGCAGCGACGAUGACAGCUGAACCAGCAACUGCAGGAGCCGCAGCCGCGGCUGCUACGUUGCAUGACGAUAGGAGAUGCACUUUUUACAUGGUACAGAAGCAGAGACGGUGCGGUAUGAUGUGCAAGAAAGGCUGCGACAUGUGCAGCGAGCACAGUGGAUUUUCUUCGCAGGGCACCGCUGCAAGGCGGGUGCCCUGCCCGCUCGACCCCAAACACUCCGUGUGCGAGUCGAACCUGCGCAAACACCUGCUGAAAUGUAGCAAGCUGAAAUUGAGGCACGCGAACGACGACAAGCCGUACUACUGUUUGGAUUUCAACGCGGCAGCACACCGUUGCCAUGACGUCGGGGCAGGGUCCGGGGGAGAUGCCGACGGGGGCGUAAACGACGACAACGCCGAUAUCAACGAGAUAAUCGUCAAGAUGAUUCCGAUCCUGGAGGAUGUCUACUCGAAGAAUUUCGUGGACGAGCUCCCUCUGGAUGUGAAGCGCAACGACUUCAUGCUCAACGGGAGGUUCAAUCAACUGGUUGCGAACAAGAAGCAUGCGAUUCAGCAGUCGUCUCUGAUACAGCAUCUUUGCACGCGAAACUUAACCCGCAACACGUCAUUUGUGGAAUUCGGGUGUGGCAGGGCGGAGCUGUCGCGCUACGUGAAUCAAUUUGUGACGCACGAAAAUACGGCACGCUCAUCGCCGCAUUCUCAGCACUUUGUUCUCAUAGAUAGAGCUUCCAACAGAAUGAAAUUCGACAAAAAAUUCGCCGACGAUUUUGAGGAAAUGACGGGGUCUGGUGCUCCGCACCCGAUGACGCACAGAUACAGGAUCGACAUCAAAGAUCUGAAAUUGGACCCGCUUUUGCAGGAUGGCAACUAUGUGGCGAUAUCCAAACACCUUUGUGGCGUCGCCACUGACUUGGCGUUGCGAUGCAUCGCGAAUAGUGAAAAACUGGUGCAACCGGGCCAGUUGCAGCUGCAGGGACUGUGCAUCGCAAUGUGUUGCCGGCACAUCUGUGAUAGCGAAGAAUACGUUAAUCCUGCUUAUAUAAGAGAGCUAAUUCGCGAUUAUGAUGCAGAUUACACCUCUUUUUUCAGGGCACUCCAGAAAAUGUGUUCUUGGGCCACUUGCGGCAGAAAACCAGGCCUGAAAGAUGACGACACCAAUGGGCAUUUCACUCAAUUGACCGUCCAACAGAGAGAGUCAUUGGGAUUUAUGGCGCGCAGAAUUAUUGACCACGGUAGAUAUAAAUGGAUUGCUUCAAUUGUUCCACAAGAUUAUAAAGUAGAAUUGCUGCGGUACGUUCCACUGAACGUAUCGUUGGAGAACGUGGCCAUGAUCAUACAUAAAUAA
Zygotorulaspora mrakii is the source of this 1479-nucleotide messenger RNA. It is a transcript of the gene TRM13, whose product is annotated as tRNA:m4X modification enzyme. The transcript has a single exon. Bases 1 to 1479 code for a protein of 492 amino acids. Gene Ontology annotation, biological process: tRNA methylation. The record is from RefSeq and is a predicted model, not a curated record. NCBI's taxonomy places the organism in Eukaryota, Fungi, Ascomycota, Saccharomycetes, Saccharomycetales, Saccharomycetaceae.